Molecule: messenger RNA, 246 nt
Organism: Botrytis porri
Lineage: Eukaryota; Fungi; Ascomycota; Leotiomycetes; Helotiales; Sclerotiniaceae
Exons: 2
Coding region: 1-246 (81 amino acids)
Source: RefSeq, a predicted model, not a curated record
AUGGCUAAUCCCAACACUACUAGGCUAAAUGAUCAAUUAACGAGACUUAAUCAAGCUGUCCGAGAUCUUCAAGACUCAAGAACUGAAACGCCUGAUGAGUCAUUCAUCGAACUUACGAGACAGAUUCAAGAAAUGGCGCGCGAGAUUGUUCGAAGAGUCGCAGAGAUAGAGAGAGAACUGGCCUUGAUUUCGGCAAUGAGAGCUCUGGAGAACUUGCGCAAUCUCAUCAGAGAAGCUAGAGAAUGA